Molecule: messenger RNA, 885 nt
Organism: Elephantulus edwardii (Cape elephant shrew)
Lineage: Eukaryota; Metazoa; Chordata; Mammalia; Macroscelidea; Macroscelididae
Product: chromosome unknown open reading frame, human C6orf163
Exons: 4
Coding region: 1-885 (294 amino acids)
Source: RefSeq, a predicted model, not a curated record
AUGAUCAGAAACCCAGAUUACUCAAGUUUUGUUUGCUGUGCUGUUUGUAAUAAAAUAAUUCCACCAGCCCCUGUUGCAGAAACCUUUAAAUGGAUCCAUGAAUACAAGCCAUUUAAAACACGCUAUUAUGCCAAGGAAUUCCAGGAAAAAGCAGUGGAGAAAGCCCUUGAAGAAGCAAAUGAUAAACACCAAAUUGACCUUCUGCUACAGGAAGAGAAACAUCAAAAAAAUCUACAGGAUGCACUGGACAGAGCCAAGAGAGAAAUACACCAAAAUAUGCAAGAAGAAAUGAAGAGAGAAAGCUUGGCUGCAGAACAACGCAUGGUCCAUAGAAUCCAAAGAAUUAUGAUGGAGUGCCACAGGGAGAAGAUAGAGGCAGUGGAAAGAGCCAGGUUUGAGGAGAGACAAAAAGCCCAAGAAGAAAUCGAGACUCAGAGAAGAAUGGCCAUGGAGGAACUUGUGAAUGUUGGCAUGUCCUCUGCUAAGGACCAGAGGAAGAGUGUGGAACUAAAGAUAAAGAAAAAAGAACAUGAAAUGAAUAUCUACUACAGCAUGGCUCAUAGACGGAAGCAAGAGGAGGUCCAGGAAGUGCUUCAAGAAGCAGAGAAAACACACCAAGCUACACUUGGAAAUGUGAUGGAUAAACUGGUUAAUACUCAAGGGGAGCUGCUCUCCAUAGCAAAACAAUUGGGAAUCAUGACAAAUUGGAAAGAUUUUCUGGAGGAGGAAUUGCAGGAAACCAGGGCAGCAUUUCAAAAAUACAUUAACAAUACAUUUCCUUCAGUUUCACCAGGGCAUGCUGAUUUUAUUUUGCCAGAAAGAAAGAAAACUCCUUCCAAUAUUGUUAUUUGUGAGAAGGAAAAGACUCUAAAUUGGAAGUCUUGA